Molecule: messenger RNA, 2961 nt
Organism: Penicillium canescens
Lineage: Eukaryota; Fungi; Ascomycota; Eurotiomycetes; Eurotiales; Aspergillaceae
Exons: 6
Coding region: 1-2961 (986 amino acids)
Biological process (GO): DNA repair; telomere maintenance
Molecular function (GO): DNA helicase activity
Source: RefSeq, a predicted model, not a curated record
AUGCGGAUCUAUGGCCGUUUGGCGUGUGAAUAUGCUGUGGACAUGUUCUCGCGGACGGAGGAGGAGCGCCUGCACUAUCUCAAACGGGGCCGACGCAUGCAAGCUGCUGCCAUGGAUGAGGCUCCAAAUCCUGACAUCCCCGAUCUCUUCGAGAACAAAAUCCCUGCCGGUUUCAUGGGGUCCCGGGCCUGGGCUUCGGACCAGGUGGCUGACUCCCUCGCGAUCGCGCGACAGCUGGCCAAGCCGUCACUGUUCCUCACCAUGACGACCAACCCUAACUGGCCCGAGAUUCAGUCCCAGUUGCUCCCAGGCCAACAUUUCACAGACAUCUUGCGGUGGGAGAAAUUUGGAGGCCUCCUGUACGAGAUAUGCGUUACAGAGUUCCAGAAACGGGAUGGCUUCAUCUGCGCCGAGUUACCAGAUCCGGACGAGGACCCUGCCCUACAUGCAGCGAUCGGCAGAUUCCACAUGCACUCACAGAACCACUUGGACCGGUCCACGUCACGCUGCAACCGAGACGGCCGCUGCAUUUACGAGUACCCUCAACCUAUCAACAACCAGACUUACAUGGAUGAUCUUGGUCGUGUCCAUUACCGCCGACGCAAGCAGGAAGAUCGAUGGGUGACUCCUCAUGUACCCGCCCUAGUGCACCUGCUCGACUGCCAUAUCUAUGCGGACGUGUGCUCUACAGCGACGAUCUUCCUUUACCUGUUUAAGUACCUCUUCAAAGGACCCGAUCGGGCGCGCUUUGGUAUUCGGGCCCUCCACGAUGCCCGGGCAGACGGUGAGGACGACCAAAUAGAUGAGUUCAGAGACUAUAUGAACGCCCGUUACCUCUCUUCGUCCGAGGCUGUCUACCGCAUCCUCAACUUCCAUACUGUCUCCAAACGUCCUGGCGUCCGCUGCCUCUCUGUCCAUCUGGAAGGCAAGAACUUAGGGAGGAUGCACGAUCGAAACCAACCGGGUUACUCCGAGAUGAGCGACCUGUUGUGGUACUUCAAACGCCCAUCCACAGAAACCUUCUCAGGCUUGAAGUAUACCGAGUUCUUCAGCCUUUAUUACCUAGAGACGGUGCCCCUGGAUGUUCCACUACACAGAGGUCAGACCCUCAUUGCUACUGUCACCACCGAAAAGGGACCAUGCCAAAAGGUGUUGCGCCGUCGAGUCCGCCAGCCUAUUGUCACCCGACUUCAGACCGUCCCACUUCGUCUGAAGGAAACGUUUUACCUACGCGCACUGCUCCAGGUGCGGCCUGCGAACAGCUUCGAAGAUGUCCGCACUAUGCGGGGUCACUGCUAUCCCACAUACCAGGAGGCUGCCACUGAGUUAGGACUCUUCCAGGAUAACCACGAGGCCGUGUACGCGAUGAAUGAAGCGAUCACAGCCUACAGCCGCCCGUCCCAGCUCCGCUUUCUCUUUGCCCAGCUUCUGUCUAACCUUCCAUUUCCAGCUGUGGAACUAUGGUCCCGCUUCCAGGGCGAUCUCAAUGCUGACUAUAGACUACGUCACCCUACGGCCCACGCCACAGACCUUGCCUUGCAGGACCUGGCACGCUAUCUCUCAGCACAGGGAUCGUCCUUGGCACAGUGUGGCCUACCGGAGCCCGUUCAACGUUGUGCGGAGGUGGAUUUGGAACUUGCCUUCUUCCAGACCCAACUGUUAUCUAUCCGCGGGAGGCAUAAGGAGGCCUACGGUAGGAUGAAUCCGGAUCAGAAAGGCAUCUUCGAUCAUCUCCUAGACCAAUCGGACAUUGGCGGCUGCUACUUCAUCGACGGCCGUGCGGGUCGCGGGAAGACAUUUUUGAUGAGCGCCAUGUGUGAUCGCAUUAGGGCAGACGAGCGCAUCGUAUGCGUGACUGGAACCACCGCCCUCAGUGUGAUCCAUUACGAGCGGGGUCGGACGGCCCACUCGGCCUUUGGCAUUCCUGUUCAGGAGUCUGACAUGGGCUUGGUGUCUAAGGUCAGCCCCCAGUCAGGUCGUGCAGAGCUCCUACGCCAGGCCUCGCUCCUGAUCUGGGAGGAGCUGCCGAUGGCGAAGAAGGCGGUCGUGGAGUGUACAGACCAGCUCCUUCAAGAUAUCAUGAGAAAUGACCUGCCAUUUGGAGGAAAACUCUUCAUCGGCCUAGGGGACUUUCGUCAGGUGGCACCAGUCGUCCGCGGAAGUUCUGGGCCUACAGCAACUCUCAACAGCUCUAUCCGCACCUCCACGCUCUGGAACCACUUUAAGGUCCUGCGGCUGACUACCCCGGUCCGACAGGCCGGGGGUCCGGUAUACGCAAGAUGGGUGGACCAGCAUCUUGACGACCUUGACGCUGCGGCAGACUUCCUCUUCCCGCAAGAUUCCGUCUCCACCUCCGCCGCUGCCGUCCAGCACGCAUUGCUUAGCCCGUUUAACGCGCGCGUUGAUCUGUUUAAUAAGCUCAUCUUAGAACGGUUACCGGGGGUGCAGAUUAAAGAACUAGACGAUUCCACCUUCAAUCUCCCCACGGGUGCAGAGGCGGAUCUUCUCUCGGUAUUGAACGAGCCCGGAAUACCCCCGCAUGAGCUCUCACUCAAAAUUGGCGCCGUUGCUAGCGUGAUGAGGAAUCUCUCCAUCGAGAAAAACUUGGUCAAAAACGUGAGGGUCCAGGUGGUUAACCUGCUACCAAAUGUCGUGCAAUCGCCGACGUUCUACCUGCCACGGAUCACAUUCGAGUUUCGGCCUCACCGCGCGAAUUGGACGGUGCAACGGCGGCAAUUUCCGCUGCGUCUAGCUUAUGCCACCACCUUCAACAGCUGCCAGGGACUCACCCUGGACCGGGUUGUGCUAGAUCUCACCCUGCCGGUCUUCGCCCAUGGCCAACUUUACACUAGCUUAUCCCGCGUCCGCUCUGCCGUAGACAUCCGCAUUCUCCGAGACCCAAAUGACACAGAGCAAGACAACAUUAAUGUCGUUUAUCACGAAUUGCUACUGCCUCUGUGA